Molecule: messenger RNA, 1803 nt
Organism: Betta splendens (Siamese fighting fish)
Lineage: Eukaryota; Metazoa; Chordata; Actinopteri; Anabantiformes; Osphronemidae
Gene: tubb1
Product: tubulin, beta 1 class VI
Exons: 4
Coding region: 12-1481 (489 amino acids)
Biological process (GO): microtubule cytoskeleton organization; mitotic cell cycle
Cellular component (GO): microtubule; cytoplasm
Molecular function (GO): structural constituent of cytoskeleton; GTP binding; GTPase activity
Source: RefSeq, a predicted model, not a curated record
UUUCAAACUGCAUGUUAUCAGAGACCCCCAGCUCCUCUGUUCACUGUAGCUCCAUCAUCAUGCGUGAAAUUGUACAUCUGCAAAUUGGACAAUGUGGCAACCAGAUCGGCUCAAAGUUUUGGGAAGUGAUCAGUGAUGAACAUGGGCUCAAUGCAACAGGCCUCUAUGAAGGCGACAGCCAACUCCAGCUGGACAGGGUCAAUGUCUACUUCAACGAGGCACACGGAGGAAAAUAUGUUCCCAGAGCGCUGCUUGUUGACUUGGAGCCUGGCACCAUGGACAGUAUAAGAGGAAGCCGCAUCGGGGCCCUUUUUAGGCCGGACAACUUCAUCCAUGGUAACUCUGGAGCUGGGAAUAAUUGGGCAAAGGGUCACUACACAGAGGGAGCAGAGCUGGUGGAACAGGUGAUUGACAGAGUGAGGAACGAGAGCGAGAGCUGUGACUGCCUGCAGGGCUUCCAGCUGGUCCACUCGCUAGGCGGUGGCACCGGCUCCGGCAUGGGAACCCUCAUCAUCAACAAGAUCCGAGAGGAGUACCCCGACCGGAUCAUGAACAGCUUCAGCAUCAUGCCGUCCCCUAAGGUCUCUGACACCGUCGUGGAGCCGUACAACGCCACCCUGUCGGUCCACCAGCUGCUGGAGAACACGGACGAGACCUACUGCAUCGACAACGAGGCCCUGUACGACAUCUGCUUCCGCACGCUGAAGCUGACCACGCCCACGUACGGCGACCUCAACCACCUGGUGUCCCUGACUAUGAGUGGGGUCACGACUUCCCUGAGGUUCCCGGGGCAGCUCAACGCAGACCUGAGGAAGCUGGCUGUGAACAUGGUGCCCUUCCCGCGUCUCCACUUCUUCAUGCCGGGCUUCGCCCCGCUGACGGCCCGCGGCAGCCAAGAGUACAGAGCCCUCAGCGUGCCCGAGCUCACCCAGCAGAUGUUUGACGCCCGCAACAUGAUGACGGCGUGCGACCCAAGGCGAGGGCGCUACCUCACGGUCGCCGGCGUCUUCCGUGGAAGGAUGUCCACCAAAGAAGUAGACGAGCAAAUGCUCCUAAUCCAACAGAAGAACAGCAAUCACUUUGUGGACUGGAUCCCCCACAACGUCAAGGUUGCCGUGUGCGACAUCCCACCCCGAGGCCUCAAAAUGGCCUCCACCUUCAUUGGCAAUAACACGGCCAUUCAGGAGAUAUUCCGACGCGUGGGUGAGCAGUUCUCCCUGAUGUUCAGACGAAAGGCUUUUCUGCACUGGUACACAGGAGAAGGCAUGGAUGAAAUGGAGUUCACUGAGGCCGAGAGCAACCUAAACGACCUGGUGUCAGAAUACCAGCAGUACCAGGACGCCACGGUCGAUUCAGAAUGGGAAGCAGAGGAUGAGGAGGAGGAAGGGCCCUCGUCAGCAGGAACAGCCAAGGUUCAGUCUCUGGUCGAGGUCAAACUAGGAACAGUGACUGAAACGAGCCAAGAAACUGUAGUUGAAUAGGUCUUGGUGCAGGUUUCAUACCAUUUACAAGAAUGUGGAAAUGGAAAUUUAAACUGAGGAACUAUGAUGUAGUUACUUUUAUGUCUUUGUUUAGGGUAGAUAGUCCUUACUUCAUAAAAUGCUGUGCUCUGAUAUGUUUACACAUUAGCGCCUGUUGUCUUGUAUGGUCUCUACUUAUAUAUUAUUUAUGUAGUACUGUUUAUAUUUGCUUUUUUCUUUACACAAAAUAUUACAAAUCCAUGGUGAUUGUUUUGCAUGUAUAUAUAAAAUUCUUUAUGUUGUACCAAUUUAUAGCUAUAAAAUGAAACUGUUUCUUUAAUCA